AUGGCCCUGAGUCGGGGCACUAGUCUCAUUCUCCAUGAAGACCCCGAGAAGACACCAAGUCCUAACUCCUGUGAGGUUCCAGGAAUGAUAUCCAGCACCACACCUAGGCCCACCCCAGACCUGGCCCUGGCUCCUCCCCCAGCACAUGGCCUGUCUCUCACGCCGACCCUUCAUCCAGCUCUGAGUCCUGACCCAGAGGGGGUCUCUGGCCCAGUGUCUAAUGACGUCCCCAGCCCCAAUGCCAGUGGGGCCAUGACUCCACCCUCUGUCCAGACCAACACUGUGGAUGCUGCUGACCAGAGUUUGAACCACACCUCCGGGCCCGACUCUGCAGGGACUCUCUGUCCAGACUCACAGCCAGUUCAAAGCCCCAGCUCUACCCAGGCCACUGUUUUGAGUCCAGAGAAUUCUCCUAGGCUAUGCUCUGAGGAUAUCUCCAAGUCCCUCUCAAGCAAGGUUUUUGGUUUGGGUCAGAGUAACUCUAACCCUUCUAGGCCUGAGCCAAACCUAUAUAUAAGAGCUCUUUCCAGAGAAGCCUUGGUCCGGGGUCAUAACAUCUCCAGACAGGGGUCACAGGUGCCUCUUCUUCUCCCGUCUAACACUUCUUUGGACCGUCUGCACUCUGGGAACAUCUCCAAGGUGAACCUGGGCAUAGCUCCAAACUCGAAUGAGGCCAUCACGUUGACUUCACAUACCAUUUUUGCAUCUGUUUCUAAAGAGGCCUUGAGUGCACCCUGGAACACAGGCUCCAAGGGGUCCAUCAAUGUGACUUCCAACAGCCAGCCCAAGCCCGGUUUAAAUGUGACCGUCACUCACGCUUCACGCGUCAGCCUGAUUCCUGGUUCCAGCGAAGGACUCAGCCUGCACUCUAGUGCCAAAGUACCCAACUCCACCCUCUCUCCGUCUUCCUGCAUGACGCUGAUCAUGGGCUCCGAGUCCCUGAGCAUGGACUCCAGCUUCGUGGUGACUGACACCUCCACCCUGACCCUGAGCAGCCAUCGAGAUUAUUCUGAAGACAACAGCAUCCGCACCAUGCCCCUGGAGGAGAAUCUGGGAAAGUGGGACAGCCUGCAGGGUGUCACAGCUUUCCGGAGCCCCCCAGAGGGAACCUCAGAAGAUGUGCCGGUCAACGAGCCAGAGAAGAGAGACCAAGACAACAAAACAGCUCUGGCAGAGAACAUCAUCACUUACCAGAAGAAUCAGGACACGGUGGAGAUGAAAGGAGAGAAGGAGACAACCGUGAAGAUGAUGAUGAGACAGAUUCAGGAGGAGCCGCUGGAUUCCCUUUUGAGUCCUGCUCGACGGCAGGCCAUGGAGAUCCUGGCACAGCUGAGUCACACCAAGCCUAUCCUGAGUGUGCGGGAGAGGGUGGAGCUGGUCAACACCUGUGUGCGGAGCGUGUUCUCACUGCCUUCGGUGCAGGCCAUGCAGGAGAAGGACGAGUCAAAGGCAGACGUCAUCCAGACGCUUUAUCACCAGACCUUGGAUUCCUUGCAGAAACUUCUGAAUGCCCUUUUUAUUGAAGACCCCACUCCUGCUGGGCUGAAGAGCAUCCUGGAGCCCCUAGGGCCCUGGAUGAAUUCUGGGAAGGCCCAUGAGCGAGCUCGGGCUGUGAACAGCAACGUCUCUGUGUUGAACCACACGCUUGUGACCCUGCCAUUCUUUAUAUCCUCGGGGUUCCCAACGCUGGGUCUUCUGCUGGGGAGGCUCCUUCUUCGAAUCGGGGAUCCUGAUGAAGAGAUCGGCCGGGAGGCUUUGGAUGGCAUUACCAUCCUCUACACCAUCCUGGAUCUCCAGAAACGGACCAAGAACAAGGAAGAGACCAACAAGAAGGAGCUGUAUGAGAACAACAAGCGCUUCCUGGGGCCCUACAACCCUGUCAGCCCGUGCCAGAACAUUCUGCGUGUCAUUGCGGAAUUUGGAGACUUCCUGGGGCCUCAGCAGGUAAGGGACCUGCUGCUAGCAGCCUUGGAAGGCCUGAAGGACAUCUCUGAGACCCAGGGCAAGGACUCCGGAGAGAUGAUGCAGCUGGCGUCCGAGGUCAUGCUCAGCUCAGUGCUGGAGUGGUAUCGCCACAGGGCACUGGAGGUGAUCCCGGAAAUCAUGCAGGGCAUCUACCUGCAGCUGAACCACAUCCAGGAGCCUCGGGCACGCGAGGUGGCUCUGCUGCCCAUCUCCUUCCUGGCCAGCUCCUUCAUGACCGAGGUUGUGGUGGCCCUGCUCAUGUGCCCCCUCCCGCUGGACAGCAACGGGGCAGAGAUGUGGAGGCAGCUGAUACUUCGAAAGCCCAGCUGUGAUGUCCGAGACCUGCUGGAUCUGCUCCUAACUAGCCUGAAGGAGAAGCCGGUGACCAAGAAGGGUCGGGCCUCCAUUGUGCCCCUGGCGGCAGCCAGUGGUCUGUGUGAGCUCCUGUCCGUCAACAGCUGUGUGGGCCGUGUGAGGCGUAUCUACCCUCAGCUGCUCCUGGCUCUGCUCAUUCAGGUCCACUAUCACAUUGGCCUCAACCUACCCAGCCGUGUGGCUCCUCGAAAGGAUUCCAAGGAUGACACACAGCCUCCUCUCUUCGUACCCGUACGCUGGAUGGUGAAGGUGGUGAAAACCCUGCUCCUGAAGAUGGGCUGUUCUUACGAGUCCACGUUUCUGGAAGAGCAGGGAGGCUGGGAGCUCAUGGGCCAGGCAGAGAGCCACUACCGGGGAGUGUCCCUGCUGGCAAGGGCCAUGGUCCACUACUCAUGCCAGGAGCUGUGUCGCAUCCUCUACCUGCUCAUCCCCCUUUUGGAGAGAGGUGACGAGAGACACAAGAUCACAGCCACCGCCUUCUUCGUGGAGCUCUUCCGCAUGGAGCAGGUGCGCCGCAUCCCUGAGGAAUACUCUCUGGGGCGGAUGGUAGAAGGCCUGAGCCACCGUGACCCCAUCAUGAAGGUGCUGUCCAUCCGGGGCCUGGUAAUCCUGGCACGCAGGUCUGAGAAGAUGACCAAGGUGCAGGGCCUGCUGCCUUCCAUGGUGAAGAGUCUGAAGAACAUGGACGGCGUGCUGGUGGUGGAGGCUGUCCAUGACCUCAAGAGCAUCUUCAAGGGGCAGGGCAAGAAGCUAACGGACAACUCGGUCUACGUGGAGAUGCUGCAGAUCCUGCUGCCUCACUUCGUUGACGCAAGAGAAACGGUGCGGGCUGCCUGCAUCAGCAUAUACGGCAAGGUGGUGAAGAAGCUCCGGACACCCCGCACCCAAGCCAUGGGCGAGCAGCUGACCAGCACGCUGAUGCCCCUGCUGUUCAUCAUACAGGAGGGCAAUGCCAAAGUGGGCCAGAAAUGUGUGAAGACCCUGUUCCGCUGCUCUUCCUUCAUGAACUGGGAGUUGCCAAAAAGGGCUUACAGCCAGAAGCCCUGGGACAACCAGCAACAGGCAGUGACCAAAAUUUGCAAGUAUCUCGUAAACUCCCAUCGAGACAGCGUCUCCACUUUCCUCAGCCAGAGCCUGGAGUAUGCCAAGAGUCCACGGCCCUCCCUCCGGAAGUCCUCUGUCAUCUUCAUAGGGUCCCUGGUCCCCUGCAUGGAGAACAUGAUGACUGAAGAGCGGCUGAAUGAAGUGAAAGCUACUCUGGAUAUCUUGAGACACGAUCCAGAAGCAUCCGUGUGUAUCUACGCGGCCCAAGCCCAGGAUCAAAUUAUGGCCAGUUGCUGGCGGAACUCUUGGCCACUGCCGUAUGGGGAUUCCUGGGUGUGUGACCCAUCCAGUACACACCGCUGGAGCCCCAGCUGUGAGAACCUGCCCACUUCCCACCAGCGACGCUCCUGGAUCAUGCAAGCCUUGGCCUCCUGGAAGAUGUCUCUGAAGCAGUGACAAGAACCCCAGCCAGAUCACUGUAAACACUGUGUGGUCAACCUCUCCAUCCAGAUGGAUUCCUCGAGAGAGAUCCCCUGAGCCCCUGAUGAGCCCCCGUGUAGCCCUCGCUCUGACAAGUCUGAGGGAAGAGCUCGGCCUUCAUGCGCUGAUUCAUUUGACAUUUACCAAUGCGUGCAGGCUGUUUUGUUCGCUUUGUAUUACGGGAGACCGAGGCUCAGAGUAGUGCAGUGCGUUGACCAAAGCCACUCAGGGGUCUCCUGGAGAUAGAGCAGAAGGGUGAUGAUUUGGGUGGCUCUUGGGGAAAGAGAA
Molecule: messenger RNA, 4152 nt
Organism: Apodemus sylvaticus (European woodmouse)
Lineage: Eukaryota; Metazoa; Chordata; Mammalia; Rodentia; Muridae
Gene: Mroh7
Product: maestro heat like repeat family member 7
Exons: 22
Coding region: 1-3840 (1279 amino acids)
Cellular component (GO): cytoplasm
Source: RefSeq, a predicted model, not a curated record